CUUUCUACUUGCAAUCAAUACCCACCGUCGCCAGCCUGAUUGGACGACUCCUACUACUCACCUUUAACUCUUCGUUUGAUUAUUCACGACUUACGCCUUACCUCCUAAUACCAUGAUGCUGCGAACCCCAGCUGCCCGCGCCGCCAUGCGCUCGCUCUCGGCUGUCAGCGCCCAGCACAUGCGGACACCCUUCAAUGCCGCCUCCGGCAAGGCGCCCGUCGCCUCGCAUCUCUGCACCUUGGGUGCGAGGCGGCCGCAGGUCCCCGCGAGCCCCCUCGCCGCGGCCGUCGCGCGGCAGACCCGGUGCGCAUCGACGCAAUGGGACAAGCCGAACGUCGAGGAGGAAAAGGAGCUUCAGAAGAAGCCGCUCAAGGCUGAGCCCGAGCUCGUGUCGUCGUCGUCGACCACACACCCGGUGUUUAGCGAGGUUGGGGCUGGCGGUGCGGAGCCGGGCCCCGACAUGAUGAAGGGAAUCAGACAGGAUGUGGGCACCAUCAAGGACACGUUCGCGUUGAACAACGUUCCGCGCCAAGCCUACGUGCUGGGUCUGUCGGGCGUCCUUCCGUACCUCGGAACGUCGCUGUCGACGGUCUAUUGCUCCUGGGAAAUCAACCACGCCGCGGCCAACGGGGUGGGCCAGUUCAUGAGUCCGGAGACGGCGGAGUAUCUCCUGCACGUGCUCGAGCCCCUGCAGGUCGGUUACGGCGCAGUGAUCAUCUCGUUCUUGGGUGCGAUCCAUUGGGGUCUGGAAUGGGCGGGGUACGGCGGCUACCAGGGCUACAAGCGCUAUGCCAUCGGGGUCGCGGCGCCCGCGGUCGCGUGGCCUACGAUCCUCCUACCUGUGGAAUACGCGCUCAUUUCGCAGUUCCUCGCAUUUAACUUCCUGUACUAUGCGGACACGCGGGCGACGCGGCGCGGCUGGACCCCUCCGUGGUACGGCGUGUACCGGUUCGUGCUCACCUUCAUCGUGGGCGCGAGCAUCGUCGUGAGCCUGAUCGGCAGGGGUCAGAUUGUGGAGAACGUCGGCAAGCUGCCAAACGCCGUGGACCGUGCAAUGGAGUUGCAUGAGGGCGCCGAGGCGGCGCUGGAGGAGGAAGAGGAGGCGCGUCGGGCAGCGAUAGUGCAACGCGACGAGGGCAAGAAGACGGCCAUUCCCGGCGGGGACCCCGAGAUCAAGUCGGGCUUGUAGAGUAAGGGUGUAAGCAAUUGUUGGGGAGAGUGGGGGUUGCGAAGGUUCUAGGCCUUUCGGCGAGUACAACACCACGACGGGGGGGGUAUCGUGAGC
This is a messenger RNA of Aplosporella prunicola CBS 121167, 1285 nucleotides long. RefSeq lists its product as uncharacterized. The transcript is spliced from 3 exons. Bases 113 to 1189 code for a protein of 358 amino acids. NCBI's taxonomy places the organism in Eukaryota, Fungi, Ascomycota, Dothideomycetes, Botryosphaeriales, Aplosporellaceae. The record is from RefSeq and is a predicted model, not a curated record.